This is a messenger RNA of Rana temporaria (common frog), 1803 nucleotides long. RefSeq names its product zinc finger and BTB domain-containing protein 24-like. Lineage: Eukaryota; Metazoa; Chordata; Amphibia; Anura; Ranidae. The transcript is spliced from 8 exons. Bases 137 to 1708 code for a protein of 523 amino acids. Gene Ontology annotation, molecular function: RNA polymerase II cis-regulatory region sequence-specific DNA binding; DNA-binding transcription factor activity, RNA polymerase II-specific. Gene Ontology annotation, cellular component: nucleus. The record is from RefSeq and is a predicted model, not a curated record. Gene Ontology annotation, biological process: central nervous system development; regulation of transcription by RNA polymerase II.
GCUCAGCAUUGAUUUAGUUGCAGAUUCCUGCUGGUUGGGGAGGGGGGGGUGUGAGGCUGGAGAGUGUUUGUCCGGUGAGGAGGAGCCCGAGACGUAUUGACGUGGGAGUAUUUACAAGGAUCUGUAGAAGGACGUCAUGAUGGCGAGCCAGCCGCCCCUCGCAUCACUGGAUGGAUCCAGUAACAGGAAUCCCCCAGAGAGACGUUCCCGUCCUCUGUAUUCCCGGGACUCCACACAGGAACAUCAGGAGAUCCCUCAAGCGAGUGCAAAUAUGAUUAAAGUAGAAAUAAAAGAGGAAGUAGAAGAUCCAGAGGAAUGGGAAACCCCUCCAGAGAUCAGCACAGACCGCAGAGCUGCUCGGAGAGUGGUCAGUCUUGAGGUGGAAGAAGGACCUGUGAGGAUUAAAGAGGAGGAAAUCCCAUUAAACAUCAGCACAGAUGGACAAUACAGAACGUCUGCCAUGGAAGAAUGUUAUUUAGAUGAUGAAGUGAUGCCCGACUCGGAAGAAAACUCCACCGCGCCAAAUCUUCAUCCGGCCCAUCACAGUGCAGGUCUAUCAUCGAACCCCUCUACUCGCAGGGUUAUCGCCCAUAAGAGUCACACAGGAGAGAAGCCAUAUGCAUGCUCAAAAUGCGGAAACUGUUAUUCCCAAAAGGACCACCUCAUCGUCCAUCAGAUGAGUCACACAGGAAAGAAACCCUUUUCCUGCUCCGAAUGUGGGAAAUGUUUUACCUGGCGAGAAAGUCUCAUCGUACAUCAGAGAACUCACGCUGGGGAGAAGCCGUAUUCAUGUUCUGAAUGUGGGAAGUGUUUUCCUUUUAAACAUCUACUCCUCCUUCACCACCGAACACACACAGCAGCGAUGGCUGAUAAAUUCACUUCUCCCGAUUUUCUGCCGUAUUUCAUUGACAUGUACAGAGAUAUGCCAUGCUUGUGGAAAGUUAAAUCAAAGGAAUAUUCGAACCGUAGCAAGCGGGAUGAGGCCUAUAAACAGCUGGCAGAGUUAUGCACCGCGGUUUACGCAAAAGCCGAUGAAAAGUACGUGAAAGGCAAGAUCGCGAACUUGCGCACUGUUUUCAAGAAGGAGCUCCAUAAGAUAGAAGCUUCGAAAAAAGCCGGCGCUGGAGCGGAUGACGUGUAUGUGCCACGGUUGUGGUACUUUGAAAGCCUGCGUUUUCUAGAUGACCAGGAUGUACCCAGAAACUCGGUGUGCACCUUGCAGCCAACUACCUCUGACUCCUCUUCUAUGUCCCCUGAGCUGGAUAUGGACGUGCAAGAAGUAAUAACGGAUACGCAGGAAACUUACAACCAAGACCCACCACUGCCAGUGUUACCGGUUGUGACAACACACACAGCAAAAAAAAGAAAAUUGAAUGAAGAUGGCACAGCAAGUUUUCUAAAGGAAGCAUCGGCUGCCCUUAAAAGACAAAGUGAUGAAUGUGAAAUCUUCGGCAGCCUUGUUGCUAGCAAACUGCGCAGCAUGCCUCCUCAACAAAGACAAAUUGUGGAACCCUUAAUCUAUCAACUGCUUAUCAAAGGCCAAAGGGGAGAAGCUACAUCUAACACCCGUAUUGCAGAGCAGUAUACUACCGAUGGACCACCAUCAGGCCAGACAUCACAGCGUCCUCAUAAUUGGCCGAUGAAUAUGUCCACUCAGGAGCACCCACAGACUUCAUGGUCACAAGAUUCACAUUACACUAACCUAUAGUUAAUUUGUUUUCUAUUUCUUUAAAUGCUGUUAACCUGUUAUGAUGUUCAACACAUAGUUUUAAUAAAGACAUUUCUUUUCUAUAUUGGAAUUUA